GUGGUGGCGCACUGCACUAGUCUGUCAGUAAACAGAGGGUGUGUACAUUAGUACUUAGCUCUGAUGUCUUCAGUUACAGAUUAAAGCAGGUGCGGUUUUUUAAAACAUGGACAGGCGCCUUAUUUAUCAUUUUUACUCGUCUUUAAUUUUGGGGCUCACAGCUUUUACUUUGGAAACUACAGCUUCUGGAAACUUAGGGCAUGCCAGUUUUACUAUUCAUCACAAUCACAAAGAUAGCUGCCUUGAAGUUGAAGACUCUCAACUGAGAGUAGUACAAUGCAAGAGCUCCCCAUCAAUGCAGUGGAAGUGGGGGACCAGACACCGGCUUUAUAACAUUCAGUCGAUGCAGUGUCUUGGGCUUGACCUUAGUGAAAAUGCAGUUGGAAUGUUUGAGUGUGACACAGCCCAUGUGAUGCUAUGGUGGCGCUGCGCUCAGAAUUUUCUCUUUAGUGCAUCCCAGUAUCGACUGUCAGCCACAGGUGGCUCUGUAACAGCAAGCUUGAACUCGAACGAUACCUGGACGAAAGACAACUCUACUGACAGCAUCUGCCAUCAGCCUUACGAAGAGGUCUACACAACACGUGGUAAUUCUUUCGGGCUGCCUUGUGAAUUCCCAUUUAAAUACAAUGGAACGUGGCACCAUGACUGCACCUCAGAUGAAAGAGAGGAAGGGAUGGAAUGGUGUGCCACAACUGCACUUUAUGAUACUGAGAAGAAGUGGGGAAUCUGCUUAAAACCAGAAACUGGGUGUAAACGCUUGUGGAAUCAAGAAGCUGAGACUGAACACUGCUAUCAGUUUAACUUCCAGUCGUCCCUGUCUUGGAAGGAGGCUCGGGUGUCUUGUCUGAGUCAGGGGGGGGAUUUACUCAGUGUUUCUAACACAACUGAACUCCCCUACGUACUUGGAAAGGAGGGCUAUCCCGACUAUGUGUGGAUUGGUUUAAACCAGCUGGAUUUAGCUGUUGGAUGGCAGUGGUCUGAUGAUUCUCCGCUUGCCUUUGUCAAUUGGAAACGGGGGAUGCCAAGCUUGUCUUUCUUAAAAGAGUCAAGCUGUGGCAUAAUGGAUUCUGAAGGUAACUGGGAGAGUUUGUCUUGUGAAAGCAAGUUACCGUACAUCUGUAAAAAAAAUGUUAAUGAUUUGCAACCAGAAACUGAAAACUCCUGGAAAUACAAGAUUACUAGCUGUGAAUCGGAUUGGCUCCCGUACAGUGGGUACUGUUAUAUGAUGGUAAAUGAGUCGGACACCCAAGUGAUGGCAGUUAAAACAUGCAAGGGAAAAGGAGGCGUGUUAAUAAGCAUCCACUCUUUAGAGGACAUUGAGUUGAUUAUCACCAAGCUGCAUAACAAAACAGAGGGAGAUGUAUGGACUGGACUGAUGAAUAACCAAUCCCCAGCCUUGUUUGAGUGGACUGAUAGGACCCCUGUAACAUUUACAUACUGGAGCUGGCAUGAACCCAGUGUUCCCUUUAACAAAACCCCCAACUGUGUGGCAUAUACAGAACAGCUUGGCAACUGGAAGGUCGUGCCAUGUGACAAAAAGCUGCCAUUCGUAUGUAAGAAGAAAGGUGAAGUGAAAAAUGACACAAAGUCUGACGAGGGCUGCCCAACAGACGGGGACUGGAAGAGGCAUGGUGAUUCCUGCUAUAAGGUUGAUAAGAAUGAAGUGUCCUUUCAAGAAAGUUUUAACCUUUCAAUAACUAAUAGGUUUGAACAAGCAUUUAUAAACAGCCUUAUUAGAAAAUACAGCAAAGAUGAUAACAAGUACUUUUGGACAAGCCUUCAGGAUAAAAACAGUAAUGGACAGUAUGAAUGGAUAACUAAAGAGGGCGUGCAGCCUGUGACAUUCACCAACUGGAACAUGUAUCAGCCAGAUGUUCUUGGAGGAUGUGUUGUAAUGUCAGCAGGAAAGUCUCUUGGAAAGUGGGAAGUGAAAGACUGUAAAAAUUUCAAAGCCAUGGCUAUUUAUAAGAAGGUUAUCGGGAAUCACACAAAUCCAGAACCAGAAAUCGAUCCCAAUGCUUCCUGCCAAGAAGGAUGGUAUUCUGGAAAAGACCUUCUUUAUUGUUACAAGACAUUCCACCAUGAAAGAAUAUCUAGAAAAAGAACAUGGGAGGAAGCAGAAAGGUUUUGUGAAUCACUGGGUGCCCAUCUUCCAAGCUUUCAAAAUUUUGAUGAAGUGCAAUCUGUUCACUAUGCGCUAAGAGAUAUAAUCAGUGAUGAUCGAUUUUUUUGGAUUGGAUUAAAUAAGCGAUACAGAAAUAAUUGGGAAUGGAGCGACAACAGACCAGUUUCAUCAACUAUUUUACUGAAUGAGUUCCACGAAGAUGACUAUCUUGUUAGAGACUGUGUUGCCUUUAAGACUAUGAAGCACAAAAUGGGAAAUUUAUUUAUGUUUAUGCUGCCAACCCACAAGAUUCAGGACUUCUACCUGAAACCUUUUCACUGUGGUGCCAAACUGGAGUGGAUCUGUCAGAUACCACGAGGUGUGAAGUCAAAAAUGCCUGAUUGGUAUAACCCUGAAGCACAUCAUCAGUCAUCUGUGUUUGUAGAUGGAGAUGAAUUUUGGUUUGUGAAUGACUCAAAACUGACCUAUGAUCAAGCUUCUUUCUAUUGUGAGAGCAAUGGAAGUGUACUGGCAUCUCCAAAGUCUUUUACAGCAGCAAGAAUGAUACAAGAGUCAAUAAGAACGAUUUCUGAAAAUCAUACCCAGAAGUGGUGGCUGAAUUACAGAGAUCGUUUGAAACGCUUUCAUCUGAGGUUUUGGCUGCAACCUUUCCCUUCUAGAGAGUGUUUGUUUAUGACUGCUGAUACCAUGCAUGUACCAACAUUUGUGGAAGUUGACUGUGAGCAGCAAUUGCCUUUUGUUUGUGAGAGAAUAAAUACAACAGCUUUGGAAACAGACUCAAAGACACAUCAUACAAUCGGAGAGUUAUGUGAUAAUACAACCAUCUCUUUUGGGGACAAGUGCUAUAUAAUAAUAAAAAAACCCAAAAACAUGCCAUUUGCUAAAGCCAGCGAACUCUGUAUCUCUCUUGGGGGAACACUGCCAACUAUCUCCAGUCAAGUCGAGCAAGAUUUCAUUACAUCUCUGCUCCCUGGUAUGAAUCAAACAUUGUGGAUUGGGCUGGAGAUGGAUCUUCAGACUGCAAAUCCUGAAUGGGUAGACAAGAGUCCAUUGACAUAUGAUAACUUUAAUACACUACUCCAUGGGAGGCUACGGAAAGUUAAAAUUGAUCACUCAGAUCCAGAGUCUUUGAAACAGUGCACUUAUAUCCUAAAUGAUCCUGCUUCUUCGUUUGUGGGGACCUGGGAUUUUACUUCUUGCAGUGAUUCCAACUAUGUUGGGAUCUGUCAGGCUUAUAGAGCUAAAGCACAGGAGCCUGAUGUUUCCAAUGCUACACUGCAGUUUGAAGGCCAUACAUACAAAAUAAUCAAGCAGAACCUCACCUGGUAUGAUGCACUGGUGCAAUGCAGGGCAGAGAAGAUGGAAUUAACUAGUAUCUCUGAGACCUACCAGCAAGCAUUCCUGACUGUCACAGUCAACAGUUUCACACAGCCUGCGUGGAUAGGACUCUUCAGCGAAGAUGAUGGACUGCAUUUCCGCUGGUCAGAUAAUACCCACACUGUCUACAGUCGCUGGUCAGAGGAUGACACAGAGCCUAGUGGAGAGUGUGUGUACAUGGGUACUGAUGGCUAUUGGAAAGCUACUGAUUGUGAUGAAAAGCUAGCUGGAGCCAUUUGCCAUAUUCCCAAAAAUGACAGCACAACACAACAUGAUGCUGAAAGCUCAAAAUGUCCACACAAAAUUCAGGAUGUUCCUUGGAUACCAUUCAGAAACAAUUGUUACACGUUUCAGACAACUGCUAAAAGAUGGAAGUCAUUUCAACAACAUGAAGCUUAUCAAGUUUGCAAGAGUCUAGACCCUAAAGCUGAAAUUUUGAGCAUUAGAGACGAGCAUGAGAAUGAGUUUAUAAAACAACAACUGAAACCCUUCAGUUCACUAGCUAGAUGGGUGUGGAUUGGUGUAUAUUAUGAUGGUAAUAUCAGCCUGAAGUGGUAUGAUGGAACUUAUGUUCAGUAUUCAAACUGGAGAGGAGGAAGACCAGAAGUAAACAGCAGUGAUUUUUACACUGGUAUCCACUCAGACGGUGCUUGGGAUUUACUUCCAUAUAAUCCCUUUUUUAAGUACUUUCAGGACCAUAGUAUUGUUGCUUGCAAGAUUGAAAGAGACUUUAAAGAUGAAUACCAGCAGUCGUUAUCUGGAUUUAUAAAGCAUGGGAACUUCUCCUUUCGAUUGAUCCAGAAGAAAAUGAACUGGUAUGAUGUGCUAAGAGAAUGUAAAAGCAGUGGAAGUGAUCUAGCGAGCAUCCGUGAUGAAGCCGAGCAGCUCUUCUUGAAAGGCCUGGUAAAGCUGGAUGGCUUUCCUCUGUGGAUCGGCCUCUCUAAUCAGGAUGAUACAGGGUCAUCUUUUGAAUGGUCUGAUGGAGCUGUCUUUGACUACAAGCCGUGGGAAUUUGAAAACUCAGACUCUACCGGAAAUUGUGUUUAUAUUGACACCAAAGGGUUUUGGAAGCGUGAAAACUGCAGCGCUGUUCUCAAUGGAGCUGUUUGUUAUAAUAAAACAACUCCUGGAUCAAACGUAGCCGAUACUACAAUGUCACCUGGUUGUCCCAAGAGCAAUGGCUUAUCAAACUGGAUCCAGUAUAAAGACCACUGCUAUGCCUUUGACAUAUCCUUCUACAACUACUCUGUGUUUACCAUGGAAGAAGCUAAAGCUUUCUGUCAGACUCUUGAUCCCUCUUCACGUCUGCUGACUAUACAAGAUGAAUAUGAAAAUCAGUUUGUCAUAAACCAGGUGAAGAAGAACCCUCUCAUCACUGGGCGUGUCUGGCUUGGUAUUACACUUGACUCCAAAGAUCACCCUAGCUGGAUUGAUGGUUCAAGUAUCAGCUUUUCAAACUGGGAAAAGAAUACUGACAAAAAGAAAGUCGGCUGUUCUGUUCUAGUAUCUGCAAGCGGAAUGUGGACGUAUGUCAGCUGUAAUCAGAGUCGCAACAGGCUUGUGUGCAAAGCUCCAAAUCGACCGGAGAAUACUGCCGUAACCAUUGCAUUUAUUUUACUAAUGGUCCUAACAGGAAUUGCCGGAAUAGUUUAUUUUGUAUACAGAAGAAAUAGGAUGAGGUUUUCUUCCAUGUUUUCAUCAGUGCGUUAUGAAAGAAGCUUAGACGAUGCAGACAGUACCAGUAUAUUAACAGAGACUAGAGAUGAAUAAAGAUAUGAAACAAAGUGCAGAUAUUUUUAUACAGCUUAACAAACAAGUGCACUUUUACUUACUUACCAGCACAACCACACAAAUACUCAAUUCGUAAUUUAUUACAUACAUUUCACUUUAAAAUGUAUCAAACUAUGCCAAUUACAGCAGCAUGAAAUGCAUCUUUUUUUGGCAUUAGUCUCCCAAUUUACAAAAUGUUGUGCUUUUUUUGUGAUAAUUCCAUACAAAAAAUCACUGCCAAGUAACGGGCAGUGUCUGCCACAGAAAGUUGGCAACAAACUUUUUGUAACCUGCAAAUGCACCUGAGGUUAGCAUGUUUUCACUUUGAAGAUUACAGCAACCCCAAAACAAUACGGAAAUUUAAAAAAAAAAAAAAAAAAAAAAUUGAUAUUCAUUCAUGCAAGUUCUGUAUUAUUAUUGAUUUAUCUGAUGUACUUAUUAUUAUGCUUUUAUUUGUAUUUGUAACUGAUUCAGUGAAGCUCGGAAGUCACAAAGUAUACACUGUACUAUUAAUAACAUUUUACACAGCAGUGGGAUUGCAACAAUGUCAGCACUAGCAAAUGUGGCUCCCUUAAAACUGUCCACCAUGUAAACAAGCCAUUCUGUACGUUAGUGGCAUGCGUUUCCAAUUACAGUCAGGCACAUUGCAACCCUGUACUUCUAUUGUGGUAAAUGAAUCUGUCGACAAACCAAUUUACAUUUAUAGUACUAGUUUAUUUUAAAGUGUCAAAGUUCUACGUCUUAUUGUAACGUAAUAUAUAAAAGAAGAUAUAUGAGAUUAAAUAAGUUGGCUGUUAUUGUCAAAAACAAAACAAACUUUUUUUUUUUUUUUAAUUGUGUGAAUGUAACAAAUAGCAUAGGGUAUAUUUGUCUCAAACAAAAGCACUUGUAUUUAUACUUUUGUGUAUGAUGUAAACUAUUUUAGAGCUAUUGAACAAACUACUGAUUGUCUGAUUACCUUAAAUGUCGGCUUUAAAAAUGUGAAGCACAACUAUUGACAAACUAUGAACACAUGCUGUAUUUUUUAAAUCCUGCAGUGCCUCUAAUGUACUUUGCUGAUUUAGCUUAAUGUAAAUCUUAACCAUAUAUAUAUAUAUAUAUAUAUAUAUAUAUAUAUAUAUAUAUAUAUAUAUAUUAGGGGUGCAUUGAUAAUCGGUAGCCUAUCGGCAUGGCACCGAUAUAAGGGAAAAAAACACAAUCGGCUAUUGGUAGUUUUUGUUAUUUUAGCCGCUAAUGUACACCGAUAUUCAUGCUUGAAUUUCUUCCAGCACAGAAUUUAAUGUUUGGUCAGGCGCGCUUACUAAUGACACAAGAACACUGACACUCAUUUUUCUCGGUGCUGUGCGAUCAAAAUGCAGUAAAUACAUCUCAAAAUAGCGGCGUUUGGAUUUUAUUUUAAAUAUCUGAAAACAGCAAUAAGAUAGCGUGUGCAGAACAGACUUGCUACAUUAAAUUCAACGAUGAACUGCAAGUAGAAUAUUCUGAUGCUUAAAAAAAAAUGGGUCGAAUCCUAACUAACAUUAAUAGUUUAAGUUGUUAUUAUUAUUAGUAGUAGUAGUAGUCGUAGCAGUAGUAGUAGUAGUAGUCGCAGUAGUUUCGAGUACAUGUAGCCUAUAGAGUUAACAGACUAACAUUCACCCUAAGUAAUGCUUUGUAGUUGGUUUCAGGCUGACAGAACUGUAAUAAAUAUAGGGGUAUUUAUUAUUUGUAAGAAAAUAGUAUUAACUGGGCAAAUUAUUGUUCAAAUGCAGCAUCGAUGCGUGGUUAGUUACAAAACUGCCUCUGCAAUGUCUCUGCUCCGUCUCUCUCUCUUUGGCAGCUUGGCAUCUCCUCAGGUCCUACUCCGUAGGUCACUCGAUCAAAUCGUAGUUAUAAUCCGCAAUGUUUGACAACAUGUGUUUUUACUAGUACAACUGCAAAGUGUUAUUUUUGUUUGCCUAUGUUGUAAAAUAAAUGUAUAAAUUGCUGACAAGCACACAAUAUAAUACUACUUUACUCUUUGUAUUCAUUUUCUGAAGUAAAUGCAACAAGUAAACAAUACCUGUUCAUUUUUGUCAUAAAUACAACAAGUAAACGAUAUCUGUUAAUUGUUUAACAUGUAUAAUUACAAAACAGUUUAAAUAUAGGCCCUAUGUCUUGUUCUAGUAGUUUACCAACACUGUCUAUUUAUUAUCUAUCGGACGAUAUGGGUAGAUCACCAUCGGCUAUCGGUAUCAGCCAAGAAAAUCUUAUCGGUGCACCCCUAAUAUAUACAUAUACACUGCUGUGCAAAAGUCUUAGACAUGUUGCAUUUUUCUACUCUGAUGCAUUAUGAGGAUCAACUAUUUACUCAAAGACUCCAUUUUCAAGGUGUGGUAUUUGAUGCAAAUUCAAAAAGUACAGAGAAACAUCAUCUGUAA
Acipenser ruthenus (sterlet) is the source of this 7671-nucleotide messenger RNA. It is a transcript of the gene ly75, whose product is annotated as lymphocyte antigen 75. Gene Ontology annotation, molecular function: signaling receptor activity. Bases 107 to 5272 code for a protein of 1721 amino acids. NCBI's taxonomy places the organism in Eukaryota, Metazoa, Chordata, Actinopteri, Acipenseriformes, Acipenseridae. The transcript is spliced from 35 exons. The record is from RefSeq and is a predicted model, not a curated record.